AAAUGACGCAUUUGUGGGUCAGAGGGGCGGUUCUUUCCUUUUUCACUUCCAUCUGCACUCGGUAACAGCGGCCCAGGGCCUUCGGUCUGUUAUUUACAGCCGAUAAGUAACAUAACACCCUGCUGAAAGUAGGGUGUGAACCGUAACAGAAAGCAAGAGUAAAGCACCGCAAGGCCCGUCAGUACAGCGCCGAAGAAAGCCGCGAAAAUGCCUCAGAACGAUUAUAUUGAAUUGCACCGUAAGCGGUAUGGAUAUCGCUUGGAUUACCAUGAAAAGAAAAGGAAGAAGGAGAGCAGAGAGGCUCACGAACGCUCGCAUAAAGCGAAGAAGCUCAUUGGUCUAAAGGCCAAGCUUUAUCACAAGCAGCGUCAUGCCGAGAAGAUACAGAUGAAGAAGACUAUUAAAAUGCAUGAAAAGAGAAAUACCAAACAAAAGAAUGACGAGAAGACACCCGAAGGUGCUGUGCCAGCUUAUCUGUUGGACAGGGAGGGACAGACUCGAGCCAAAGUUCUUUCUAAUAUGAUCAAACAAAAGCGGAAAGAGAAAGCUGGUAAAUGGGAAGUUCCUUUACCCAAAGUCCGUGCCCAAGGAGAGACAGAAGUGCUGAAAGUCAUUCGCACAGGCAAAAGAAAGAAGAAGGCUUGGAAGAGAAUGGUCACCAAAGUUUGCUUUGUUGGAGAUGGAUUUACCAGAAAACCACCAAAAUAUGAAAGAUUCAUCAGACCAAUGGGCUUGCGCUUCAAGAAAGCACAUGUAACACACCCAGAACUUAAAGCUACCUUCUGCCUACCUAUCCUUGGUGUGAAAAAGAAUCCUUCCUCACCCCUUUAUACAACUUUAGGUGUCAUCACAAAGGGUACAGUCAUUGAAGUCAACGUGAGCGAGCUCGGCCUUGUCACCCAAGGAGGCAAAGUUAUAUGGGGAAAAUAUGCACAAGUUACAAACAAUCCUGAAAAUGAUGGCUGUAUUAAUGCAGUUUUGCUUGUAUAACAUUGACUUUGGCUCUUCAACGACAGAGGAAAAGACUCUAUUUUGAAAUAAAACAUUGCCAAACCAUCGGCAGACGACCACCUUCUGCUCAGUCUGUGUGGAUUGCAGCACAAUAAAACUUUGUACUUAAA
Molecule: messenger RNA, 1121 nt
Organism: Spea bombifrons (plains spadefoot toad)
Lineage: Eukaryota; Metazoa; Chordata; Amphibia; Anura; Pelobatidae
Gene: NSA2
Product: NSA2 ribosome biogenesis factor
Exons: 6
Coding region: 208-990 (260 amino acids)
Biological process (GO): maturation of LSU-rRNA; maturation of 5.8S rRNA
Cellular component (GO): preribosome, large subunit precursor; nucleolus
Source: RefSeq, a predicted model, not a curated record